ACUUUGUCUUGGUAAAAUUAUUGUUUAUGCAUCCGUGACAAUACUAUUGCUAGGUAGAUUAAAACAAUGGCCGACACUCUAACAUAAAGUUAUAUUUUGUAUAGAAAAGAUGAGAAAACGUUUUUUUAUAAGAUAAUUAGGAAAUAUGGAUGUUCUUCUACGGAAAGUGAAAUUUCCAACAUAAGAUGAUUUUGUGGCAACAGCCGUCAUACUGGUUCAUCUCUUUCAUUCUUCUUCUUCAAAAUCAUGAUGUCAUAGAUGCAGCUUGUUUAUUUCCUAUGAAUAGCGGGUCAUGGCAUUCAACAGACAAAGGAUCGCUUUCCAUUACAUCAAAUAUAAUAAUAGAUUAUCCAACGUCAACAUUUGGUAGCCUUAGUUUUGAAUGCUAUACAAGUUCUGGAACCCAAUAUGUAGCAAGAUCAACUACUUUUACACGUUAUGGUGUGGACGUUCGAGCAUAUUUAUGCUUUAAGCUUGUAAAAGUCACCACGUUCCAAUACUAUUACUAUGAAGAUUCGGUAAAGGAUUCAACACUAAGUAACGAAAGGAUGAAGACAGUAGCAAACACAGCAACUGUAACGGUCGCUGAUAUCUGUGACAGAACGGUGUACGCAUAUGGUUCAUAUAACAUAAUGGUGCAAGAUGGAUACGCAUCUGAAGCAGCUUCGACCUGUUCCAGUGUUAUUCAGGGUGAAUGGUCAUACAACUUUACUGAUAGUUCAGGGAAUUCAGCGUGUAACUUCGAUUCUUCCGUUGACAUCUGUACAGAUAAGAGUGCUUUAGCUUUUAACUACACACAGUGUACACAGAACAUCAUGUAUUCGGCUCAAGGAGACCUGUAUUGUUUAUAUUCAUCAUCUGGAAACUCCAUGACAUAUCAACAUGUACUUAAUUUGGACACAACAACGGACGAAUCUACCACCUACAGAAUAUCAUGUUUGGUUAUGUCAACUGAUGGGAAUUCACGAUACAUGACACAGUAUCCCAAUAAUUGUUAUGAUGGUCAGACUUCAAAAUCUGUGUCAUCUCCAGGUGCUUCGAUAGAAUUUUCACUGAAGAGUAAGUGUGUAUCGGUAGCUGUCGUAAGUUUCAUAUGUUUAAUUGAAUGGCUUUUGAAAUGUAAGAACACUAUCUCCUUACAGCAAGUAAUUAUUCUACAGAAACAAAAAUCUUAA
Molecule: messenger RNA, 1175 nt
Organism: Mytilus trossulus (common blue mussel)
Lineage: Eukaryota; Metazoa; Mollusca; Bivalvia; Mytilida; Mytilidae
Exons: 8
Coding region: 186-1175 (329 amino acids)
Source: RefSeq, a predicted model, not a curated record